AUGACCUCCACCACCAGACAGGUGUUGUACGGUGACGGGGAGACGGCCGGCUUCGACGAGCACGCCUUCCGCAAGCAGGAGCUGCGCGACCUCAAGCUGCUCCAGAAGCAGGAGCAGAAGCAGCACCGCGAGCUCUAUUUUCAAGCAUCAACGCAGCAGGCGCAGGAGCAGCAGCAGCGGCGCUUCGAGCAAGAGCUGGCCGAGCUGGUGCGCAAGUACGACGGCGAGCUGGAGGCGGCGCUGCGUCAGCAGCGUGCGGAGCAGGGGCGCGCCGAGCAGCGGCGGGAGCAGGACCUGCGCGCCGCCAGCAAGAAGAUCCGCGCCGACCAGGAGCGAGAGCUGAAGACGUUCCGCGAGUCGCUGCGUGAGGAGGCGCGACGGCUGAAGCAGGACGCCGGCAUGAUGCUGCGUGACGUUAGGAAGGAGUCGCUCCGCGCCGGCAAGAACAAGAUGGAAUCCGAUCACAAGGAGAGGGAGCGUGUCUUCGUGGAGCGGCUGGACGAGCGGCACCAGCUGGCGCUGGAGGCGCUCUCCGAGCAGCACCAAGAGAAGCUGGCCAACAUGAUCAGCCAGUUUCGAAAAAAGAGGCACCAGCUGAUACGGGACAAGGAGUCGGCGAAGGACAAGCUGGAGGAGCGCCACAUCCAGGAGCGUCACCAGUUGAAGAAGCAGCAGAUCAAGGAGGCCUUCUACCUGCAGCGGCAGCAGAUGCUGGCGCGCCACGCCAGGGAGGUGGACCAUUUGCGACGGGCGGGCCUGCGCCGGUCCGACCUGCUGGCGCGCCAACAGCAGAGCGAGCGGCGCGCGCUGCCCCAAAGCCUGCGCAUCGGCCAGCCGCUGCCAGGCCGCCUGAGCACGGCCGACGGCGACAAGAAGGAACAGCUGAGCAACUUCCACGAGCAGGAGGGCAAGCGGUACAAAGGUGAGGAGCACCGACUUGAACUGAAGCACAAGCGGAAGAUGGAGGAACUGAAGGCUUUGAACGAGUCCGCCGUGAAGGAGCUGGAGCAACUGCACAACGAAAAGUGUCGGACGAUGCUGGAUCACGAGGAUGCCAAGCUGCGCUCUGUCGAGGAGCAGUACUUGGCCGAGGUGCAGGAGUGGCGCCAGUCCCUGGAGCCGCGCCGCCUGAAGCUGGAGGAGGAGCUGGCUGCCGAGCCAGGAGUAUCAGCCGGAGUCGUCGCCGGCCGCCGCCAGGGACGGCUUCGUCAGCAAGGUGACGCUCAGUAA
Pollicipes pollicipes is the source of this 1230-nucleotide messenger RNA. Its product is annotated as STE20-like serine/threonine-protein kinase. Lineage: Eukaryota; Metazoa; Arthropoda; Thecostraca; Pollicipedomorpha; Pollicipedidae. Gene Ontology annotation, molecular function: protein serine/threonine kinase activity. The coding region runs from base 1 to 1230 and encodes 409 amino acids. The record is from RefSeq and is a predicted model, not a curated record. The transcript is spliced from 11 exons.